Molecule: messenger RNA, 213 nt
Organism: Cylicostephanus goldi
Lineage: Eukaryota; Metazoa; Nematoda; Chromadorea; Rhabditida; Strongylidae
Source: the annotation of a GenBank genome assembly
AUGGCGCCAGUUGGGCGUGAGAUCACCGAAACAGCACUCGGACUGGUGGAUGGUAUUCCAAAAAUGCAGCAGCGAACCGGAAAAAGUCUUUUCAUGGAUUUCAAAGGUUAUUCGCACGGAUAUCGCGCUGUGCCAGAAAGGGGAGGACAUGGAAUGAGGCGUUGCACAAUCAAAACUGCUGUCGCUAUUCUAGCAAAGAUUGCAAUGAAGUAG